This is a messenger RNA of Pungitius pungitius (ninespine stickleback), 3900 nucleotides long. It is a transcript of the gene palb2, whose product is annotated as partner and localizer of BRCA2. Gene Ontology annotation, biological process: double-strand break repair via homologous recombination. Gene Ontology annotation, cellular component: nucleoplasm. Bases 103 to 3684 code for a protein of 1193 amino acids. The transcript has 13 exons. Gene Ontology annotation, molecular function: protein binding; DNA binding. NCBI's taxonomy places the organism in Eukaryota, Metazoa, Chordata, Actinopteri, Perciformes, Gasterosteidae. The record is from RefSeq and is a predicted model, not a curated record.
UCGACUUGUCGGAGCUCUGCUGCUCACGCCUGUCUGAGGCGGUCGCGGGAAAUUGGAACUAAAUCGAUAACCGGCCGAUCGAACAUCAAAAUAAACUUUCCCAUGGACACAUCGGCGGUACCGCAGCCGCCGCGUGAGCACCACGGAGAACACGCGCGCGGAGAUGCGACGCGCCGCGAGCAGCAGCUCAGGACCACGUUGCACUGUGAUGACAAGGAGAAGCUCCGCAGGAAGUUGGCCCUGUUACAGAGAGAGUACCUCAAGACGGCUGAGAGACUGCAGCGUGCCGAGCGUCUGGACGCGGUGCGGAGACACGUGAGGAGCAGGAUCGGUCGGCAGGACCGGGACCAGAGUGAUCCGGAGGAGACAGCCGGGCCCCCGUCGCCAUGGAUGCCGAGCGCCACCAAUGGGGCAGCUGCGUGCCCGGGACACAGGGACAUAGAUUCAUUUCCCAAAGCUCCAGCAGGAGUUUCUGAUGCCUCCAGGAGGAGCCCGGCGAUCCGGUUCCUGCUCCCCUUCGAUGCCGUGGGCCCGCAGACACCGGAUCCCCGGCACGGCGCCGCCGCCGAAGCUCCCAGGCCGAGCCCCGCCCUGCGCCUCAGGUCUCGACGCAGCCGCCUGCGCUGGGAAAGGAGGAGCGCCGAGGCCGGCGGGGGGGGGAGCACCACGGACGACAACGGCGAGGAACCCCGGCAGCAGAGCGGCGGGACGGAGGCUGCCGGGGCCGAAGGGCGCGAGGGCGGAGUCAGAGCGGAGGCCGCGAACGGGGGCGAAGAACCGCUGUCCUGCGACGACUCCGAGUCUCCGUCUCUGCUGCUCGCGCAGUGGGACGACGCUCCCGGGCCGCCCGGGACGGGAGGUAGCGAGGGGGAGGAGAAACGCCAAGGACCACAGGAGAAAGACGGCGAGCUCCCCCGUCGGACCGCCGCACCCGCCGAGGCGACGGAACGAGAAGCCACCGGGAAGGGAACCGGAGGGGAGAGCAGAGAGGAAAGUGAUGGGAGGCUGUUUGAAGACGGCAGUGAAAAAGACACCGAACAAAUGGCACCAGAGCUCAGAGAGAAAGAAAAAAGUCCCGCCGACACGCGUGGCGUGAUGGGCUCCUGUACCUUAGUAGAAGGACUACUUUACCCGGCGGAGUACUACGUCCGAACCACGAGACGGAUGGCCCUUUCGCAGAGCCAGCCGGACGUGCAGGCCGUCAUAUUCUCCCAGCUGGGCGCGGGACGCCAUCGGGCGCGGCGAGGCCCGACGCGCUCGGACAGGCGCGCCGCCACCGGUUUGUCCUCGCCGGCGACGUGCGGCGGCGGCGACGCGUGCGGCGGGCUCAACAGUCACAGCCCCGGGGAGACGUCCGACCCAAUCCCGGGGUGUGAAAUCAGCCCGGACGCUCGUGUCCCGGCGAGAGGCCGGAGGAAGAGACGGGGCGGGGGCGGAGGGAGGGCGCGGACCCCGCGGCGUCCGCUUAGUUCAGACCCCAAUCAACGGCCGGGCCCCGGAACGACCUCAGGCGACCCCCGGACCGCCGGCUCCCCGGGAGACGCCGCGGCGCCGCGGGACGAGCCGGAGGCCCAGCCAGGCUCCGCCUCUGGACACACGGAGAAGGUCUUCCCCAUCUUCCUGAGGACGAACGGAUCCAGACAGACGAGCAAAAGAAGCGCCGCAUGCUGGCGAUCUCUCCUCCUGCCUCCCUCGCCGCCUGCUCCGACGGCCCCGCUGCCUCGGCCCUCCCACUUCCCCGCCCCCUUCUUCAACCACCUGCUGAACUUUGACUUCCCGCAAGAUUUCCACCUCCCCGACGAGCAGUUUGCCUCCUUGAAGCUGCUGAAGCUCCGGCGAGUCGCCGCGGACCCGGGGGUUGAGCGCGUGGCGUCGGCGUCCUACAACACGCGGCGGUGCAAGCGGCGGCCGGACUCCCGCGGCGACCCCCCGGCGGCGCUCGCCCUCUCCGGUUCUCCCCGCCCCGCGACGAGCUCGCCAGCGGAGCGCGAGCAUGUCGAGGAGACGGAGGAGACGCCUCGGGGGGAUACUCAGGAAAUCCCUGUGGAGGAGCGGCUUGGGAACGAGCCGGUUCGGGAUUGCGGCGAACGCCGCGUCGGCACGCCGCCUCGAAACAGAGCGGCGGGCGACGCGGGGGAGGGGGACAGCGGGUCGUCCGUCGUCCCGUCAGAAGGAGGAGCGGGCGGUCGGGUCUGUGCCAGGCCGCAGAGACCCGCCGAGGAGCCCCCGGACCACAGCAGCAGCAGCAGCAGCGGCGCCGCCGCGCGGUCAUGUGACCACGGCGACGCUCCGGGCCCAAAGGAACCCUCUGACCCCGCCGCGAGUCCUCUGAGCGCCGCAGGCCGGCGGGUGCCAUCUCAGCUGCUGCUGAGUCCUCCCGGCCCCUCGAUGACCCCCCACGCGCCCUCCCAGCCCGCCGCCCUGUGCAGCCCCACCCUGCCCUCGCUGGGCCUCAGCCCCCACCCUCUCCGCGCCGCCCUCCCUCUGACCUCCUCCACCCCCUCCGCCCCGUCGCCCACCAGCAGCCCGCCCGCGCUGCUCCUCUCCCCUCGUCCGGCGGCCUCCUCCCCCUACCCCGCCGCCGCGACCGGGGCCCCCCCCGAGACGCCGGGUCGGGUCGAACCUCCCGACUCGCCGACACCUCCGGAGCUGCAGUCCCCGGGAUCAGGGGGGGGGGCGGAGGAGCACGUGAUGAGACGCACACACACACUGAAGGCCCCAGCAGGAGGCUGCCUGGUGGACGCGUGCUGUCUGCGUGGACCUUCUGGCGCUUUGUGCGUCGCAGCAGCCGCAGCGUGGGCCGUGUGUCUCUGGAGUCAGAGGUCAGCUGCUGAUUGGGGAUUAACACACACCUGGGCCUUCAGUAAGCCGGUCAUCAACGUGUUCCCCGUCCCGGAUGCUGCCGGGCUGGUGUGUGUGACUCUGGGCCCGUUGGAAAUCACAGAAGUGAGGCUGCUGUCGUGCUCCCGCCUCUCUCAGGCGCCGCUGUGCGAGGGCGUCGUCCAGGCCGUCGUGGGCGUGUCCGAGUCCAGAGUGGUGACCUCCUCCCACUCGCCGUCCGGCUCCACGCUGCGGGUGUUCACGGCGUCCGACGACGGCAGCACAUCUCUCUCUCAGCCUCUGGCGUCCCCGGGUGUUCGUGUCGGGGCUCUCGCUCCGGUGGACGGACUUUCGGACGCUCUGAUUGGCUCAGACGAUGGCGGGCGCCUCCUUGUCUGGAAUUUAAAGACCGGACAGCUGCUGCGGAGAAUCGCCCUCGGAGACGGUUUGUCCCACACGUCCUGCCUCAGAGGAUUCUCCUCCGGUGGGGCGCUGUUUGUCCUGCUGCAGCACCAGCAGGACGCCGCCAAAGAGGACGGGGAGGAGAGGGAGGGCGCCGCCCCCUUCUCGCUGGUCGCCGUCGACCCGCUGAGCGGGAGGUCGGCGCUGGCGUCCCGGCUGCGUCCGCCCGAAGGCUGGUCCGGCAGGCUGUGCGAGGCCGACGUCUGCGGCGGCGGCGGCGUGGUCGGCCUGAGUCGCAGCGGCUGCGCGUGCGUGUGGCAGCUGGGGGGCCGGGGGGCCCCGCGGGUGGUGGGGGCUCCCGGGAGCGACGGCUGGCAGCUGGCUCGGUGGGGCGGUGGCGGCGGCACCCUGGUGACCGGUCACCACAACGGAGACGUGACUCUACACGGCCGGACCGGCUGAGGACGGCUUUUAUCAAAAAAAGAAACAUCUCGUGUGUCACGGCUGGAAAAGCUUUAAAAAAGACUAAAAAAAAACUGCUGAAAUAAAGACUGUUUGUAUUUAUAUGUUAAUCUAAAUAAGACUGCAUUGUUUUUAGAGCCCCAGUAUUACUUGAAAACUUCAGGAAAAUAUGUGGCGUGUUUUUUAUAAUUUACAUUAAACGUUUAUUCUGUUGGA